AUGUUAAAAACAGCGAAAUCCCGUCUCACAAAUGCUCGCAAUGCCCUGAGAGAAGCAGUCGCAGGAGCUCAGCCAGUGCUUGCGCCAAUCGUGAUGCCGUCGACCGAUGAAACUGAGAACAUGGAAUAUCUGAAGAAGGAAAGGACAGAAAUCGAAGCGACAAGAGCGAAGAUCCAAGCAUUGAAGGAUUGCGUCAACGAAUCAAUGGAGAAGCUACACGUCGCAUUCGAAAUGCUGGAGGAUACGAAGCAAGAAGCAGAAUUGAAGUCUUUCGACCAAUACCUCCAAGUGGCAGUGGAGAACACGAACGAAGCAGACCAAUUCUGCGCAAACUUGAUCGGGAAAAGAGCGGGCGUUGAACAAAUCAUCAAGGACCUCCGAUGUGCCGCGUUUCAGUCAACGCGAAACGGAGGAAGAAACAACGCGCUGGAACAAUCUUACCACUCCACACCAACUACUCCAGCAAUCGCUCCUGCAAUGCCGCCAUUGCAACGAUGCAAAGCGGAAAGAAGAGAUACCAAGUCGCAAAUCCAAUUGCUGGAGAAGAUUACAGCUAUGAUGAGCCAACUGGCAAUAAAUGGCCAAGAAGUUGACCAACGUCUGCUGUUAAAUAUCAUCUUCAGCAAAUUCGAUGAGGAUAUCCAGACACGGACACUUGAAAAACGAGCCGAUCUGGAAAAUCCAAAGGAUUGGACAUGGGCAAAAAUGCAGAAAGAGCUCAGCGGCAUACUCCAAAGAAGGGAAUACGUCGAACAAACGCGAAACAAGAUAAACGCGAUACAGGAAAGCUCAACUAAAAGACCCAGUCAGCCAAUCCGUGGCUUCAAACCCACUUGUAUCUAUUGCAAGCGGUUUGGCCACCAAUCUACGGAAUGCCGUACAAUCAAGGAAUCAGAAAGGCUUUCCUUUCUGAAAAAGAACAAGCUUUGCCUCAACUGUGGUAAGCCGUUCCACACAGCAGAUGUAUGCCGGAACCCUCCAUGUCAAAAAUGUGGCAAAAUGCAUCACAUCUCGCUCUGUAUGGCUCUCAGCAGCCAAAAUCAAAGCCAAAAUCCUCAAGAAAGCCGUCAAAACGCAACGAACUUCACCCAGCCUGUGCUUCAGCAACGAACACGGCAACCAGCGCAAAAUGUUAGGAGGCGCCGUCAAAGAGAAUGA
This is a messenger RNA of Ostertagia ostertagi, 1158 nucleotides long. Lineage: Eukaryota; Metazoa; Nematoda; Chromadorea; Rhabditida; Trichostrongylidae. The record is from the annotation of a GenBank genome assembly.